Molecule: messenger RNA, 995 nt
Organism: Closterium sp. NIES-67
Lineage: Eukaryota; Viridiplantae; Streptophyta; Zygnematophyceae; Desmidiales; Closteriaceae
Source: the annotation of a GenBank genome assembly
GUUUAAGUUAUAAAUGUUUUUCUUUAAUUGGUAGAACUGUGUUCUACAUGGUAUGAUAAGAUAAACGUUUAUUGACAUUGCUUUUUGGUGCUACUAUCACACCCAAGAGACAUCAUGAGUUACUAAUUGCUAAAAUGUUUGUACAUUUAGGCAUACACGGGGAGACUUGUAGAAUACACAGCCUCCUUGGUCUUAUUUGAAGGAGAAAAGUAAUGAACCCUUUGAUCUCUGCUGCUUCCGUGAUCGCUGCUGGGUUGGCUGUAGGUCUAGCUUCCAUUGGUCCUGGUAUUGGACAAGGAACUGCUGCUGGACAAGCUGUAGAAGGUAUUGCAAGACAACCAGAAGCCGAAGGUAAGAUCCGAGGCACUUUGUUACUUAGUUUGGCUUUCAUGGAAGCUUUGACUAUCUAUGGACUAGUAGUAGCUUUAGCUCUUCUAUUUGCAAAUCCUUUUGUAUAGUUCUAUACACAAAGCUUUUAGCUUGUCUAGCACAUAGGUUUUGCUAUGACUAUGUUUCAUAGAAAGACUGAAGUUGAUUUUUGACUUUAAGUAGACAGGCAUAGGGAAAAACAAGUUAUUUGGGGGAAAGAUGCCGAUUGUAUGCUUUUCAUUUUGAUCAUAAGAGAAUCUAUGUUCAAACAAGAAUGCUCUAAAUUACAAAUGAGAAAUAAUGCAUAUCGGCAUCAUUUGGUAUAUUGUUUUAUACAUAUUUUUCUGAUAUUCAGGAGAUUAAUCUAGUUGAAAAACUCAUUCUAAUAUUUGCUAUUACAUAAUACGUAUAAGAAGAUGUACUAGACCCAAGAACUUAAAUCAUGAGGUAAUAUAAAUUUCCUGACAUUUUAGUUAAACCUCAUAUAAGUAGCAUUAUGUAGAAAAUGGACCUUAUUGGAGAAACAGGGUAUGAACAGCGCAAUUGACUUGAUUGCUUCGUUGGAUUCUUGGGCUCUGGCAAAUGAGGGGCUAAGCCUCAAUACCAAUUUGCUAGAUACUAAUUUG